UUCUUUGUAACUUGUGCAUUUCUUGACAUUUGAUAUGAAACAUUAAUGUGUCAGUAAAAAUAUUUUUUCAAACGAAGGUUUUGGAAAAUCCUAGAGGAACAACGUACAUCUGUGUUAUCGUUGUGUUGUCAUCAUUGUGAAAAUAUGGCAGAUACAAAUUUGCCGCUUCGUCUAACUUUAGAGUUUGGUGGAGGAGCAGAGCUGCUGUUUGGCAAAGUGAAGAAACAUACACUGGAGUUGCCCCAUACUGACAAGACAUGGACAGUUCGGAAGCUUCUUUUGUGGAUUAAGGAUAACUUACUGAAAGAAAGACCAGAGCUUUUUCUACAAGGAGAAACUGUGAGGCCUGGUAUACUUGUUCUUGUUAAUGAUGCUGACUGGGAACUCUUGGGGGAGCUUGACUACGAGCUGCAGCAAGGCGAUAAUGUGAUGUUCAUAUCGACUCUUCAUGGAGGCUGAAGAGUCCUGAGCACUGUGCAACAGUGGAAUUUUGGCUUUAACCCUGCUGUUGAUGCAGCAUUAAUAUACUAAUUUAUGUACAAUACUUUUCUAAAAAUAUAUGUAUAUAGAUGUAUAAACAUUUGCUUUCCUGCCAUUUAAAA
Molecule: messenger RNA, 602 nt
Organism: Schistocerca nitens (vagrant locust)
Lineage: Eukaryota; Metazoa; Arthropoda; Insecta; Orthoptera; Acrididae
Gene: Urm1
Product: ubiquitin-related modifier 1
Exons: 5
Coding region: 145-459 (104 amino acids)
Biological process (GO): protein urmylation; tRNA thio-modification
Cellular component (GO): nucleus; cytoplasm
Molecular function (GO): protein tag activity
Source: RefSeq, a predicted model, not a curated record